AUGCCUUUGAGCGUCGGCGAUGUGUACGUGGAGGAUGACGACCUGGCCUUGUUGCCUGCCGGUCGAUGGUGGAAUGACAGCGUGCUUGCGCUCUGUUAUGAGUGGCUAGAGCAAGAGCUGCAGCCGGCGAAGACUGGCAUAUGGUUAAUGCAAGCCAGCCUGGCACAUCUUCUCAAGUUUCUGGUGGAUGAGGCCGAGCAGCAAGCCCUUCUUGCCGGCGGACCCGUUCCCAAUUGCGACCACUGUUUCAUCCCGUGGUCGGAUAGUCGCAGCCCGGAUGCCAACUCGGGCACACAUUGGACGCUCCUGCACUAUGAUGUGGGAGCAGGUCAGGUCUUUGUCUAUGAUUCAUUGUGUGGGCCUGUGGAAGGGGAGCGUCCCGCGCUGCCGUGCUCCUAUGCCAUCACCUCGGCCUUAGCACGUCUCCAGCAGCGACCGGAGCCCCAAGUUUAUCGUGGGAGCUCGCCUCUCCAGCGCAACGGGUCCGACUGUGGGCCGCUGGUGGUGCACAACACGGCGCGUCUUUUAUGUGGCCUCUUGGGGGUGCCCUUUGACCGGCAGCCAACCGCAGAGCGGGCAUACUGGCAGGUACGGCUGGUGGUGCAUCGCGAUCACUGCCGGAUGCUCGGGGUACUUGAGAAACGACAAGGAGGAAAGGACUGA
Messenger RNA from Monosiga brevicollis MX1, 663 nucleotides. RefSeq lists its product as uncharacterized. NCBI's taxonomy places the organism in Eukaryota, Choanoflagellata, Craspedida, Salpingoecidae. Gene Ontology annotation, biological process: proteolysis. Bases 1 to 663 code for a protein of 220 amino acids. The record is from RefSeq and is a predicted model, not a curated record. Gene Ontology annotation, molecular function: deNEDDylase activity; cysteine-type peptidase activity. The transcript has a single exon.